AUGUAUUUAAGCUCGAAUUUAUUUCUAUUAAUUCUCAUAAAUUUAAUUAAUCUUCAUUUCUCAUCAUCAUCGAUCUGUUCGGAUUACUAUUCAUCUCAAUCAUCUUAUCAACAAUGUGAAUGUGAAGAUCUUUCAAUCAAUGGUCAAUCAACAAUAUCAUUAAAAUGUACUGGUCAAACAAAUUUUCCAAAUUUUCUCUCAACAAUAAAUUAUCAAUCAAUUGAAAUCGAAUCAUGUUUAGAAGAUUUAAAUUUUGAAUUAAAACCAUUUUAUGAUUUAACAUUAAAUACAUUACGUAUACGUCAUUGUAAUUUAAUUAAUAUCAACGAUCAAUCAUUUAUAAAUAUAAAACAAUUUGAAAAAUUCUAUUUAGAAAAUUCAACAAUAAAAUCAAUUUUAACAUCGAAUGAAAAUUUUCAAGAUAUAUUCAUAUCCGAUUCAUUUCAAACUUUAAAAUCUUUAACAUUAAAAAAUAUUCAUUAUCAUCAAAUAAAUAAACAUGAUAAAAAAUUAAAUCUAGAAUUAUUAUUACAACAAUUACCACGUUUAUAUCGUUUAGAAUUAAUCAAUAUCUAUUUAGAUAAUUAUCGUUAUCAUGAUAUUAAUUCAAUUGGUGAAUAUUUAACCUAUUUAAGUUUAACAAAUACACAUCAAACAAGUUUAUUACCAAUUGAAUAUUUAAAAUCUCUUCAACGUUUACUUAUACGACAUCUACCAGAUAUAUUUCAUAGUCAACCAUUAAUUGCAUCAUUAGGAAAAUUAAAAAAUUUAAAAUAUAUUCUUUUUGAACAUAAUCAAUUGAAAACAAUUGAAAAUUUACAUUCAAAUACAAUUGAUGAUAUUGAUUUAAGUUCAAAUUUAAUUGAAUCGAUUGAUGAAUAUACAUUUGAAUAUGUACCGAAACUUCGUCAAUUAACAUUAUCAGGUAAUCCAUUAAAUUCAAUUGAUAAAAAUGCUUUUUGUGGUAUUGAAAAUCUUCAACGUUUAUCAAUACAUAUUAAACAUACACAAAUCUCACCAUUAGAUAAUUGUUUAUUAAUUAAUUAUCCACAAUUACAAAUUAUACAAGAUAGUCAAAUAAAAUUACAAUGUAAUUGUCAAUUAAUGAAUGUAUUUCAUUUGAAACGACAACAAAUCAAUGCGAAUAUUAAUCGAAUAUUUAAAUUAAAUCAAAUGUGUUUAUUUAAAAAUGAUACAUCAUUAUAUAAACAACAAGAUGUAGGUAUACAUUUAUAUGAAUUAGAAAAUUAUUUAAAUUGUUCGAAUAUAAAUUUAUGUAAUAAUGAUCAUUUAUGUCAAGAAAGAAAAAUAAAAAUUUUAAAAACAGAAAUUUUAUCACCACCACCUAUACAAGUCAAUCCCAAAUUAUCAUCAUUUUCUACGUCUUUAUAUUCAUUUUUUUCUUAUUUACUUUUUCCGUUGUUAUUAUGCUUUUUGUAUUUGUAA
Molecule: messenger RNA, 1446 nt
Organism: Adineta steineri
Lineage: Eukaryota; Metazoa; Rotifera; Eurotatoria; Adinetida; Adinetidae
Source: the annotation of a GenBank genome assembly